GAGUCAGAUUCCAUGCACGUGAGAGGGAGGGUGUUCCCGCUUCUUAAAUACUCCAUCGUCAUCGUCUUCUCCUCAUUUCUCUCUAUCGCCCUGCUCCUUCUUCUAUUCUUCCUCCUCCAUUUUCCGGCGCAGCCACAAAUUACUCCACAUCCUCGCACUGCUUCACUCAACGCCUCUACCUACGUGCGUGCUAGGUGAAGAAUUUUGAGAAGAGAAAGUUGGGAGAUUUGAAAUAAAUCAUGGCAAAAGAGCAAUUACAAGUAUUAAACGCACUUGACGUAGCCAAAACCCAAUGGUAUCAUUUCACAGCCAUUGUAAUCGCUGGAAUGGGCUUUUUCACAGACGCUUAUGAUCUCUUCUGCGUUUCUCUCGUUACCAAACUUUUAGGCCGAAUUUACUAUCACAAAGAAGGCUCGGACAAGCCCGGUGAAUUGCCUUCAAACAUAGCCGCCGCCGUAAACGGCGUCGCUUUCUGCGGAACCCUCUCCGGCCAGCUUUUCUUCGGGUGGCUCGGUGACAAAAUGGGCCGCAAAAAAGUCUACGGAAUGACCCUUAUGCUUAUGGUCAUUUGCUCUGUAGCUUCAGGCUUAUCUUUCAGCAGCACCCCGACAUCUGUAGUAGCCACUCUCUGUUUCUUCCGAUUCUGGCUUGGAUUUGGAAUCGGCGGCGAUUACCCACUCUCCGCCACCAUCAUGUCCGAAUAUGCCAAUAAAAGAACACGUGGGGCUUUCAUUGCCGCUGUUUUUGCAAUGCAGGGGUUUGGGAUUUUGGCCGGUGGGGUUGUGGCAAUUAUUGUCUCCGCCGCGUUUGAUGCUAAAUUCCCAGCUCCGUCGUAUCAGGAAAAUCCCACCGCCUCCACCGUCCCACAGGCUGAUUAUGUGUGGCGAAUUAUUGUGAUUUUUGGUGCUUUUCCGGCUUUGCUUACUUAUUACUGGCGAAUGAAAAUGCCUGAAACUGCUCGUUACACCGCCUUGGUUGCUAGAAAUGCCAAACAGGCAGCCGCCGAUAUGUCUAAAGUUUUGCAGGUUGAGUUGGAAUCAGAGCAGGAAAAAAUCGACGAGGGUAAAUCGAAGAAUGAUUUUGGGUUGUUCUCAAUGAGUUUUGUUCGUCGACAUGGGUUUCACUUGCUGGGGACUACUUCUACUUGGUUCUUGUUGGACAUUGCAUUUUACAGUCAAAAUCUCUUUCAGAAAGACAUUUUCACUGCCAUUGGUUGGCUUCCUCCAGCAAAGACGAUGAACGCCAUUGAAGAAGUCUUCAGAAUCGCUAGAGCUCAAACUCUAAUUGCAUUAUGCAGUACAGUACCUGGGUAUUGGUUCACAGUAGCGCUCAUUGACGUAAUGGGACGAUUUGCAAUUCAAUUGAUGGGGUUCUUUUUCAUGACGGUUUUCAUGUUCGCAUUGGCCAUUCCGUACAAGCAUUGGACUUUAGAAGCCAACCGAAUUGGGUUUGUUGUAAUGUAUUCACUGACAUUCUUCUUUGCGAAUUUUGGGCCAAACGCCACCACUUUUGUGGUUCCAGCAGAGAUAUUUCCGGCGAGACUCCGAUCGACCUGUCAUGGAAUAUCGGCUGCAUCUGGAAAAGCAGGGGCAAUUGUUGGAGCGUUUGGAUUUCAGUAUGCGGAAAAAGGGCUUGGAGUGAAGAAGACAUUGAUAAUCCUUGGUGUUGUGAAUGCUCUUGGGAUGUUCUUCACUUUGUUGGUUCCUGAAUCAAAAGGGAAAUCUUUGGAAGAAAUGUCCGGUGAAGCUGGAGAUGAUGAGACACAGAGCAAAACAGAGUCGAGAACUGUGCCUGUUUGAGAAGUUGUUAUGCAUAAUAUAUAUUUAUUAUUUUAAUGUAAAGCAAAAUUUCAUAUGUUGUUAUGUCCUGUAUGGUGAUCUUAGUAUUAGAAAUCAGCCAAUUUUAUUGGUUGAGAAGAUAUUACCUGGAUAUAGUGGCAAAUAACAGAGACUUUGUAUUUUGAACUUGAUUGCUUUCUUUUAGUAUAUACAUAAAGAACUUUACUUUCA
Benincasa hispida (wax gourd) is the source of this 2009-nucleotide messenger RNA. RefSeq names its product low affinity inorganic phosphate transporter 1-like. Lineage: Eukaryota; Viridiplantae; Streptophyta; Magnoliopsida; Cucurbitales; Cucurbitaceae. Gene Ontology annotation, biological process: transmembrane transport; phosphate ion transport. The record is from RefSeq and is a predicted model, not a curated record. Gene Ontology annotation, cellular component: membrane. Gene Ontology annotation, molecular function: phosphate transmembrane transporter activity.